AUGGCAAGACGGACGUCAUCGAACGAACAGAACAUUUAUGGCGAAAAUUUGAGUGAUAAUGAGGAACCGUCAAGUAACAGUGAUGAGAUACGUCGCCUCAGUAAUACAAUCUCAAACGAUCACAAUGCUGAAAGGCGCAUGAAUGCAGUCGAUCCAACAACAACAACGUCUCAACCAAACUUUGAAGGCGACAAUUUGCUGGGACAAGCUUAUGAGGAAUCCGCACAGAGAGUUUUCAAACGACCAAAUUCGAGAAUUACUUGGGAUCAUAUGAAAUAUAUUCAAGAGAUACCACGUAUUGGUAUUCAACGAAUCUACGAGAAACGUGGCGAUCGAUCACGGCCGAAUGCAUGGCGACGAUAUGGUGCAUUGAUGAAACUGCAUGAAAUUGGUGGUUGGGCUUCGAAAAUCGGUAUUUCUUGA
Molecule: messenger RNA, 423 nt
Organism: Anisakis simplex (herring worm)
Lineage: Eukaryota; Metazoa; Nematoda; Chromadorea; Rhabditida; Anisakidae
Source: the annotation of a GenBank genome assembly